This is a messenger RNA of Perca fluviatilis (European perch), 5223 nucleotides long. Its product is annotated as mothers against decapentaplegic homolog 4-like. Gene Ontology annotation, biological process: cell differentiation; transforming growth factor beta receptor signaling pathway; SMAD protein signal transduction. The record is from RefSeq and is a predicted model, not a curated record. Gene Ontology annotation, cellular component: heteromeric SMAD protein complex. Gene Ontology annotation, molecular function: I-SMAD binding; RNA polymerase II cis-regulatory region sequence-specific DNA binding; DNA-binding transcription factor activity, RNA polymerase II-specific. The transcript is spliced from 10 exons. NCBI's taxonomy places the organism in Eukaryota, Metazoa, Chordata, Actinopteri, Perciformes, Percidae. Bases 466 to 1998 code for a protein of 510 amino acids.
ACUACUUAAACUUAGAAUAAACAGUUCCGGGUUUUUCUAAAUUGAAACGCAUAUGUAAAAAUGAUGUUUGGUCUUGUUAUUAUGUUGUUGGCGAGCUAGCGUUAUCAGUAUACUGCUAAAACUUCGUUAAACGAUACGUUAUAGUUGGUUCAUGCCUCCUGUCUCCCACCCACAUCCUAACAGAAUUAUUGUGCGUUUGUCGGUUUUCGCUAGAAAGCUAAUCUGUCAUCCGGAUUUGCUCAACAUUACAGCACAAUAGCAAAUGACAGUAACUGACAUCAUCAAAAUGUUCUAAAUACCUUGUCGCCUUUCCUCCUGAUGCUGAGAGGUUUGUGUGGUCACACAACUGCCUCAACUACAGCUGUAUUGCUGUGAAGAUUGUCUCUGCUCCGGCUUCCUGAUUAAGUGAAACUGUGUCAACAACAUAUAUAUUCUCAGAAACUGCAGUCAGACACAGAAAUCAAGAUGUCCAUCACCAACACACCUACCAGCAAUGAUGCCUGUCUGAGCAUUGUGCACAGCCUGAUGUGUCACAGACAGGGUGGUGAGAGCGAGACGUUUGCCAAGCGGGCCAUCGAGAGCCUGGUGAAAAAGCUAAAGGAGAAAAAAGACGAGCUUGACUCCCUCAUCACAGCUAUCACCACCAAUGGGGCCCAUCCCAGCAAGUGUGUGACCAUUCAGAGGACACUGGAUGGACGGCUGCAGGUGGCUGGACGUAAAGGGUUCCCUCAUGUAAUCUACGCCCGGCUGUGGCGGUGGCCUGACCUGCAUAAGAAUGAACUGAAGCACGUCAAAUACUGCCAGUUUGCCUUUGACCUCAAGUGUGACAAUGUGUGUGUCAACCCCUAUCACUAUGAGAGAGUGGUGUCGCCUGGCAUAGACUUAUCAGGACUGACACUGACCAGUUCUGGGCCUAGCUCUGCACAGAUGGUUAAGGAUGAGUACGAUUUUGAUGGACCUCAGAGUAUGCCCUCAAUUGAGGGAGGGCAUUCCAUCCAGACCAUCCAACACCCCCCAUCUGCCGGCCGCCCAACCCCCUCUGAACCGUUUGCAACCCCAAACCUGCUCCCAUCUGCUGAGGCCUCCACCUCUGCCUCAACAUCAUCCUUCCCUGCCAUUGCUGCUGGAUCCGGCAGUGCCAGCUCAACAUGGUCUAGGAACAACAGUUUCACCCCCAACAUACCCCACCACACCAAUGGCCAUCUACAGCACCACCCUCCUAUGCCACAUCCAACACACUACUGGCCAGUCCAUAAUGAGCUCGCCUUUCAGCCUCCUAUAUCUAAUCAUCCAGCUCCUGACUACUGGUGCUCCAUUGCUUAUUUUGAGAUGGACGUUCAAGUCGGGGAGACGUUUAAGGUGCCCUCUUCUUGCCCCAUCGUGACAGUGGACGGCUAUGUGGACCCCUCAGGAGGAGACCGGUUCUGUUUGGGUCAGCUCAGCAAUGUACAUCGCACUGAGGCUAUUGAGAGAGCAAGGCUUCACAUUGGCAAAGGGGUUCAGCUGGAGUGUAAAGGGGAAGGAGAUGUGUGGGUGCGUUGCCUCAGUGACCACGCAGUGUUUGUUCAGAGUUAUUACCUGGACAGAGAGGCGGGCCGAGCCCCUGGAGACGCUGUUCACAAAAUCUACCCCAGCGCUUACAUCAAGGUGUUUGACCUCCGUCAGUGCCACAGACAGAUGCAACAGCAGGCUGCUACGGCUCAAGCAGCAGCUGCAGCCCAAGCUGCCGCUGUGGCCGGAAAUAUACCUGGACCUGGAUCAGUUGGAGGAAUAGCUCCAGCUAUUAGUCUGUCAGCAGCAGCCGGUAUCGGGGUAGACGACCUCCGGAGGCUGUGUAUUCUCAGGAUGAGUUUUGUUAAGGGCUGGGGGCCCGACUACCCCCGCCAGAGCAUCAAGGAGACCCCUUGCUGGAUCGAGAUCCACCUGCACAGAGCUCUACAGUUACUGGACGAGGUUCUGCACACUAUGCCUAUAGCAGACCCACAACCUCUGGACUGAGAUCUUUACAACUGCAGCAUCACACUGCAACAUACAGUGGCAGUGGAAAGUCUUCCUCAGUGAACUGUUUGGGUGGAGAAGCCGGUGAAACAGCUGCAGCACUGAAGCUGUCCCACAUGAAAAAAAUACUUUCAGGUGUGUUUGAGGCACCUUUGUGCACUGUGGCCCCUACUUUUGCUUUUUUUUUUUUUAAGCAAGAGUGACACUAAAAUGAGCCAAAGCCAUGUAUUGAAGAUAUCUUUAUCUCUAUUUUUGAUAGAUGGCUUUGAUUUGUGAUGACUGGAAUGAUAAACUGUAGGACUAGAAAAAGACGUCACAGAUAACUACAGUUACAAAGCACCACAACAUGCAUAUAGAUCACCUGCAGAUCCCAUUUAAACUGGAAUGUACAGCGACUACUUAAGAGUCCACAACCACCAACUACUGGCAGACAUUAGAUUGACUGAACAAUGAAAGAACAUCUGAGCGCUGUACAGCUGUGGGAUGAGAUGACUCACAUAUCCAGUGUCUGGGCACCCGAGUACUGCUGAAAAUUGUCAUUUUCCAUUCGAGCUGUUACAGACUGCUUCUCACCUGGGCUAACAAGCAAGAUCAGUCAACUGUCAGGCCGAAUAGAAAAGCAGCAGCACUCACGCGAUCACUGCUCAACGUCACGCUGGUCGCUGCCUCUCGGAUGCUGGACACAGUCGAAGACCACCCAGCUUGGAUCAGGGCAUGCUAGACCUUCACAGCCAUCCACGAAUAUCACAGAGAAGAAAUGACAAGCACCGUGCCUAAAGCCGACACAACCUCUGAACUGAAACAAGGUCAAGUCUGUGGACUCUUCUAGGUCAGGUAUCGUCGAACUACGGGUUUAGACCUUAGUAUCUGGUAGUGGGCCUGGUGGGUGUCCAAUGACAAAUCAUUGUUCCCCCUAUGAAUUAAACAAGAUUUUGGAGCAAAUGAAGAGCCCCCAGUUGAGGUUUUGGACCAGAGAAUAUCCUUGUGUGGCAUCAUGACAUGCAAAGUUGAAUAGCCCAUUGAUGAUACAAUGUACUGCUUUUUACUGACUUACUGUGAUUAUGUCAUGUAUUCACUGUCAUGUAUUCACUCACUCACUCAAAAAUAGUGAUGACAAGAUGCUCAUUGAAGUGUGAUCAUUCAUCAUUGGUCACUUUCCACCAUGGUCGCCUCCCACCUGUUUCAGGUACAGUUACGGUUUUGGAAAACGCCCUCUUUUAUGCUGCCACAAAGGCUGAAUCUCACACACCCGCGAACUCCUCGCCUUUUCUCACUUUCACGCAGAGAGCUAAAAAAGAAAAACAGCUGGCGUGCUUUUGGUUCAGUAAGAUUGAAGUAAGAUGGAGAGCAGAGGCAGACAGUUGGUCUUGGAUGUCUUAAUUUAAUCACAGUACACGGACCAGGGUUUAUCAAUGUUUUGGCAAACCAGAGUACUAAUUACUCAGAAGCAUACUGUAACUCUAGUGUGAUCACGAGAGUGAGAAGGCCAGUCAGCUGCUGGACUCUGUCCCAGUUACGUUAAUUUGGAAGUUUCUUUAAUUAAAUUUCAAAGGUGAUUAUGUUUAUUUGUAUUCAUUUGAAUGAAUAUUGAUUUUUAUCUCCAAGCAUACCUGACAAACUCUCCAACCUAGUUGAGAAUCAUUGUACUUACUUCUGACUUGCAGCCCACUAAUAUACUACUUGAUCCAGGUCUGUUGUGUAUAGUUUACUGACAAAGAUAUGAGAAUUUAGGACCGUUCCCCAGCAAUAUAGAUAUAUUUUCUUGGUUUUAUUUUUGUUACUUUUAUUAAUGGAUUUGUUUUAUAUUUUUAGCACUUUACUUUUUUUCUUGUUUUUAAUUCAAUAACCUUAAUUUUGAGGUGGUUGUGAAAGGGAGUGACUAGGUUGGUUGAUUUUUUUUUGUUUUUGUAGGGUUGUGAGCAGAGGCAACUUUGUGAUGCAUUUGUGUUAAAAACACUAAGACAUCUUUUUAAAAUGUUUUGCCCUUUCAAUCUACAAAGGCAUAUACACAUUUGUAGGUUGUUUUUUGCUGUUCUGAGUUGGUCUUUUUUGAUUUGCAGUUUUUCUUUCGUUUUUAAUUCAUGUAAAUAACUUGUUUUUGAAAUGCAUGUCAAUGUUUGCAUGAAUCUUAAUGGCAAAUAGACCCCUUUAUCACUACCCUCUUUUUUAAAAUACUAAGUAGUUCACUUGUCCUGCAUUACACAGGGAUACUGGUAUCUGAGGGGAGUAGAAACCAGCACCUGCUGUAUACUGGUGUGGUGUGUUGCUGGUUUAUGAGAACAGCAUUAGGUAAACAGAGGGAAGCUACAUAGUCCUAACUGAUGGAAAUGAUCCAAUUUAGUCAUAUAACUCACUUUUUAGCAGCCAAGCUCCUUAUGAAGGCAAAUUGUCUCCUGAGACCUAAUUUGUAUACAGUAACUCCGUCACUUAUUAGUGUGCAGCCUCUCUUUGAAAGUAAAAUGAGUACAAGCAUGAUCAUUUCUCUUGCAUGUGUUGAAACAGGUGAAGGUAGAUUUGACGCACAAAAAUAAGAUUUUAACACGAGUCCCCCUGUCUCCGCUGCCCCCGCGCUGCAUGCGAUACAUUUGUCAUAGAUCACACACAUCGAUUAGGAAUACACAUUUAAUUUACUCUCCUCAUGUUCAUGCUUAUUUUCCACAUGUCAUACAGUAUCAUCUUUCUGGUCAUCUGUAUAUGGAAAGACCUCUUUUAAAAAAUGUGUUUUUUUCCCUAAACAAAUAUGUUUUGGACAGUGCUGACUUGGUGGGUUACAGAUGAAAUGAAAAAAGACAAAUUGGAUUUCUUCAAGGUUUAGUUGAAACUUGGGAUCCAUUUGUCACAGGAAAUUAUCCAUUUUCUUAUCCAAUUGAUUAAGCAGAACUAAGCAGUGGGUUGCUUUCUCUUCCCUCUUUGAUUAUUUCACUAUAAUUUAAAAAAAGCAUCGUUCAAAGAAGUUGUCCUACAUCUGAGCUUAAGAGUCAAAUUUAUUCACUUAAUUAUGCAUCCGAUCGAUGAAACUGAAAGACCUGUCUGGAGAAUGAAUCGGUUAUGUUCUCGGUUGUGCUUUAAGGUGGACAUGUUUCUUUUUUAUAUUACUUGCAGUUAUUAUAGGAGACUAAAGACAGCUAAAAUAAGUAUGUUGACUACUAUGACAGAUUGCAGAUAUAUACAUUUUACCUGUAUUUCUUAUGAGUCUUCAAUUAAACAUGGCCUGAUAUUCUCUAA